AUGAGCGAGAACCCGUUCCCCAACCUCCAUCUGGUCGACCACCCGCUGGUGCAGCACAAGCUGAGCUUCCUGCGCGACAAGACCACCCAGACGCCGCUCUUUCGCGCGCUCUUGCGCGAGAUUGCGCUGCUCAUCGGCUACGAGAUCACCCGCGGCCUGCCGAUGGACUCGACGUCCAUCGAGACGCCGCUAACGGCGAUGGAGACGCCCAUCCUGCGCGGCCGCAAACCGGCCAUCGUCCCCAUCCUGCGGGCGGGCCUCGGCAUGGCGGAAGGGUUGGCGGAGUUGCUGCCGACCGCGCCGCUCGGCCAUAUCGGGCUCUACCGCGACCCCAAGACCCACCGCCCGGUCGAGUACUACGUGCGGCUGCCGGCGGAUACGAACCGCCUCUUCAUCCUGGUCGACCCGAUGCUCGCCACCGGCUAUUCCGCGUCCUACGCGGUCGACCUGCUCAACCGGAACGGCAUCGACGACGGCAACGUCCGCUUCAUGGCCAUGGUGUGGGCCGCCUCCCUCGACGAGUGCCUGAACGAGAAGGCCUAUAUCGUGCCGGGCCUGGGCGAUGCCGGCGACCGGCUGUUCGGCACGGACUAA
Molecule: messenger RNA, 594 nt
Organism: Geodia barretti
Lineage: Eukaryota; Metazoa; Porifera; Demospongiae; Tetractinellida; Geodiidae
Source: the annotation of a GenBank genome assembly